Salvia hispanica is the source of this 603-nucleotide messenger RNA. Its product is annotated as protein RALF-like 24. Gene Ontology annotation, cellular component: plasmodesma. NCBI's taxonomy places the organism in Eukaryota, Viridiplantae, Streptophyta, Magnoliopsida, Lamiales, Lamiaceae. The record is from RefSeq and is a predicted model, not a curated record. Gene Ontology annotation, biological process: calcium-mediated signaling.
ACUAUUUUCAAUUUUCAGUUUUCACACCGUCAACAAAUAUCCUCUCAAAUCUCAAUCCUGAUCCACAAAAUGCCCAAACCUCAGCUGUGCGCCCUUCUCUUCCUGCAUUUCCUAAUCUGCGGAGGGAUCUCACUUUCGGAUCUCAAUUCCAGCGAAUUGGCGGGGAAGAUCAGCGAGUGCGCGGCGGGGGAGGAGCUCGUGGAUUCGGAGAGCAAUCGGAGGGCGCUUCUGAUGCGGCGGAGAUACAUCAGCUACGACACGCUGAGAAGAGAUUUGGUGCCGUGCGAUCGCCCCGGAGCUUCGUAUUACAACUGCAAGGCCGCCGGCGUCGCCAAUUCCUACAGCAGAGGUUGCGAGAUGAUCACGAGAUGCGCCAGGGGAGACUGAUGGAUCAUGGAACUAUGUCUAUGGUAAUUUUUUUGACCUUCAAUUUUUUUAUUUUAUUUUUAUUUUUAUAAUAUAGCAAGGUUAUCGUCACUCUUUGUAUAUUUGUUGUAAUGCAUAAUCUUGCUAUUUUGUGAUGGAUUUAGUUGUUGAAUAUCCCCGUAUAAAAUGUAAUUUGACUUCAUUAUUUUGUCCAAUGCGAAAAUGAGGAUUUUGUAA